Teleopsis dalmanni is the source of this 582-nucleotide messenger RNA. RefSeq names its product induced during hyphae development protein 1-like. The record is from RefSeq and is a predicted model, not a curated record. Lineage: Eukaryota; Metazoa; Arthropoda; Insecta; Diptera; Diopsidae.
GAAACGAACGGCAACGCGAUAUAAUUUAUUAAAAUCAUGAAAUACAUUUACGGUUUUCUUUUCUUGGUGCUCUUAGGCGCUGCAAGUGUGAAUUGCAAUCCUGUUGCGGCUUUGGCACAAGCCAACUUGCAAAAAUCGCUCUCUGAUUACUUAGUGCAACCAAAUGUAUUCGCCAAUACUGAUCCCGCUCUCUCAGCAGCAUGUUUCAACAAAUACUUACCAAUCUUGUCGGAAAUUGCUAACACCUAUUCCGUACAGUACCAGGCUUGCGUUACAACAGCUGAACAACGUACAUUAAAUCUGACAAAUCAGGCCGCAGCUAGCAAGACAACAUUCUCUCAAGAGACUCAAGCUAUUUGUACCGCCUUCCAGGUUUGCGAUAACGACACAGAUAUACUUGAUUCAUUCAAUUGCUAUGCAUCUGCGUCCAAGGCUGAUGUAUCACAAAUGUAUGAUAUCUCAAGCAAUGCUGCUAUUGCUGCCAAUACCUUGAACCAAGGUUUGGAAGAGAUUCAAAAUGAAGAAAGUCAAUGCACGAACGCUACUCAACGUACAUAUGUUUCCGACACUGCAUCGACAUAU